AUGCUGAGCGGCGAUUCGUCGGAGAAUCCCUACUUCUACUCCUGGAACACCGUGGUCGUGCUGUAUUGCGACGGUGGUGUUUUCGCGGGGGUGAAGGGAAAAAUGCUCUACGACCACUCUCAACCGUACUAUCUCUCCGGCCGACCGAUUCUGAACUCAAUUCUGGGAGAUCUCAGCAACAAGGGCCUGCAGCGAGCGGAUUCCAUCCUCCUUACAGGCUGCUCUGCUGGCGCUAUAGCGGUGUCGAUGGCGUGUGAUGCGAUGGCGCAGUUCCACUUCCCUCACAUGGCCAAAGUCAAAUGCCUCAUGGACGCCGGCUUCUUCAUGGACAUCAGCGGGCAGUACAGCUUUCGAGGCAUCGUGCAGCGAAUGUUUCGAUUCCAUUCCAUGACUGCUGCUGCGGAUGACGAUUGUCGCACGGCUUACUGGCGCAGUAAGGAGCUUUGGCGCUGCUUUUUCCCUCAAUACAACCUCCAAUACGUUUCUACACCUAUGUUCAUUGUGCAAAGCACGCCUUUCACUCCUCAACGCGGGAUUCUUAGACCUCUACGCGACAGCCAAAUGGCUCCGUUUGUCGCACAAAGUCGCCAGGCGACAAUUCUCCUCCUUCUGCUAGCCCUCGCUGUCGCACGUUUCCCUCCAUUACGCGUGUGCGCCGCUGCUGCUCCUACUACUAACGACCUCCGCGAAUUCCGGAACGAUGUGGACAAAAAACAGAAUCAAAUUUCCUUCUUGCCUAGGGAAGAUUACACUUCCGACACUCCCACGGAGCGUGAACAGAAUUCCUGCAUUCAGGAGAAACUUCAGGAGGCUUCAACAGAAGCAGACACGACGAUACGCGGAGUUAAAGCAGCGAAUCAGGGAGGAGAGGAGAGGGUAGGCAAAGAUAGUUUGAGAGGGAAGGUUAGAGGAAACGAAGUGAUUUGGAGAGUGGAAGGAGGAGGAGGGUGGGAAAGGGUGGCUCCAGACAUGGCUGCCGUUGUGAAAAUGGCCAAUGACGGGGAUGACAGUGGCGGGGAUAGCAAUGCCGAGGAUAGCAACGGCGGGGAUUGUAAUGACGAGGAUGGCAAUAUCGAGGGGCUGGAAGAAGAGGGAGGAGGGUGGGGAAGGGUGGCUCCAGACAUGGCUGCCGUUGUGAACAUGGCCAAAGCCGAGGAUGACAAUAGCGAGAAUGACAAUGGCGAGGAUGGCAACGACAAGAAGGGCAAUAGCGAGAAGGACAAUAGCGAGAGGGGCAAUGACGAGGAUAAGAACGGCAAGAAGGACAGCAGAGGCCUUCGUCCCGAGACCGAGAUUCUCACAGUCUGCACACCGGCAGGCCAUUCUGAAGUGCAAAUCUCCCCUGCUCGUAUGGGGCAGACGUGGAGAGGAUGGGGCACCUCGCUGGGAUGGUUCGCCAACUACAUCGGCAAGCUCCCACCACACCAGCUCUCUUUCCUCCUCGACCUGCUCUUCCAUCCCUCCAUCG
This is a messenger RNA of Closterium sp. Yama58-4, 1468 nucleotides long. Lineage: Eukaryota; Viridiplantae; Streptophyta; Zygnematophyceae; Desmidiales; Closteriaceae. The record is from the annotation of a GenBank genome assembly.